This is a messenger RNA of Rubroshorea leprosula, 1207 nucleotides long. The record is from the annotation of a GenBank genome assembly. Lineage: Eukaryota; Viridiplantae; Streptophyta; Magnoliopsida; Malvales; Dipterocarpaceae.
AGCCAGUGUGAAAAUACCAGGUAAACCAGAAAAAAAAAAAAAAAAAAGAUCAUUUCGAGAAUUCCAGCAGCAAAGAAGGCAAAAAUGGAUCUAAAGAUCAUGGGUUUGGACGCGCCACUCCUCCACACCAUCCAGCACAUGAUGGACCUGGCGGAGGACCCCGAGAAGUCCAUUAAUGGACCAUCCCGCACCUACGUGCGGGACGCCAAGGCCAUGGCAUCAACUCCGGCUGAUGUGAUGGAGAACCCCAAUUCCUACGUGUUCAUCGUAGACAUGCCGGGGCUCAAGUCCGGGGACAUCAAAGUUCAGGUGGAGGAUGACAAUGUGUUGUUGAUCAGCGGAGAGCGGAAGCGGGAGGAAGAGAAAGAAGGUGCCAAGUAUGUGAGGAUGGAAAGGAGGGUCGGCAAGCUUAUGAGGAAAUUUGUGCUGCCUGAGAAUGCAAACACGGAUAAGAUCUCCGCGGUGUGCCAAGAUGGAGUACUGACUGUGACCGUGGAGAAGCUGCCGCCACCGGAGCCAAAGAAGCCCAAGACCAUUGAGGUUAAGAUUGCUUGAAUGAGGAGCUUAUGCGUUUCAGGUAAUGGAAUUAGUAAAUAUGAGUGCGUGGGUUUGAGUGAGUGUGCUAGUGCUAGUGCUACGUCUAGUGUUUUUUCAUAUUCCGAAUGUGGCUAAUGUUCAUGUUUUGUGUUGUAUUUUGAGCAAUGGGCGUGUACUGUGUAUCAAAGAUGUUAUCAAUGCGACUAUACAUUCAGAGUAUUUCCUCUGUGUUUUCUCUCAUUUGCUCUGUUCUAUUGUAUUUGUUCACUGCAAAAUCCAAUGCCUUAACAAUCGAGGAAUUUAAGUAAGCCCAAAUAAAUGAUGGAAAAACCCUAGAUUCAAUGAAGGUCCAAACUUUCAAUCACAUUUUCUGUUGGUAGAUUUUUCUAUGAUCCUCAACGCUGGACUUGGUUUAAAUGUAUUCUAAAUGCUCCACUGAACAGAAUUGGUAGUAGUGCACCUUUUCUUUUAUUUUUGUUUGGGUGCCUGUUGCUUUGGGUGUGCGCUUCAGUGGUGGAAGCUCGAGGGUUUCUGAUGGCUCUUGUAGUUGUCUCAAACGGAGGGCCGCGCUUGAUAAACAGAGCAAUGAAAAAGCCUUCCUUGUCUUCCACUGGGUCUGUCCGGAGUAGAUGUAGAUGUUCAGCUGCAAGAAUACAGACGGGGAUUAACU